GAAAUCCCCGACUGUCUGCUCAGGCCACCACACAACAAUGGAUACACUGAGAUGAUAUUUCAAUUCCGGCGCGUUGUGAGUUCCAACUCAUGUCCCCAUCUUCCUUUUUAAUCCCGGGCCUUUCAUAGAAAGGAAGAGACGAGAAGCACUAGUACGCUAGUGUAGCCUACUCUCGCCUUGGCCUUGUGGGAUCCUUCUAUUCUUAGUCUACCAGCUGAUCCUUUUGCCCGUUCUCUGAGCUACUGUUCUCAUCGUGAAUACGUCGUGGCUCUAUUUCUUCAACUACAGUGUUCUCACCAAAGUCGCGGAACCGAACGUUCGACUUCGUGGCCCAAAAUGGAAGACCCGGUUCCUCCAAAUUCCGUUCACCCAGAACAGUCGCCAGGUCCAGGACAGGGCGGCAGUGGCCGACGGGCAAAGCCAACGUUGUCCUGCAACCUAUGCCGUCGCCGAAAGUUGCGUUGCGAUCGUCAACAGCCUUGCCAGACUUGUUCUUCCCGCGGCCUGUCGCUCGCGUGCUCAUAUGCGCACAUCAAUAAACCUGGAUUAGUUCAGCCUCAUGUUGCCCGACCGAGUGUCCAGGACCGUCUUGUCCAGCUAGAGCAGCUUGUCAUGAAUGUCAUACAGAACCAGAACCAGAACCAGACCCAGACCCAGACCCAGACCUUAUCCCAGACUAGUGUCCCGCAUACUGGUGUGCCACAGCAGAGCACUGAGGAGGUCUUUAGCCCACCUACUGCUGUAUCGACUCCUUCGGACAAUGGCAGCUUGUGGUUGAGUGCUAACGAGUCUCGGUAUGUCGGCGGGACUCACUGGGCUGCUAUUCUUGACGGCAUAGCUGAUCUCAAAGAGGACGCCGACCAGCAAGGUAGCGGCCCACGACGCUCCCACCCCCAAUUACUGUAUGGGUGUCAGCCUAUCUCGAAAGAUGCUAUUCUAGGCACUCUACCACCGAGACCCUCAGUUGAUCGUAGUAUAUCACGCUACUUCAAUAUGCUAGACUUGGCACCAUCUGCAGUGCAUAGUACCCAGUUUCUCCGCGAGUAUGAGAAAUUCUGGAUGGCACCUCUCGAAGCCCCCAUUAUUUGGAUAGGCCUUCUCUUCUCCAUGCUUUGCCUUUCAGCCCUAGCUGAUGAAACCGCCGAUACAUGGGCAGGGGAGGACUAUAGUCCCCCAAUAGACCUAUAUCGUGAGAAGAUCGUCCAAUGUCUUACCAUCGGGCAAUACACUAAUCAAGGACCGUACGUCAUGGAAACACUCUUCCAUUACCUUACAAUAGAGUAUUCUGUCCGGAAAGAUGCAGACAAGAAUACCUGGCUUCUGCUUGGUAUCAUUGUGAACCUUGCUAUGGGAAUGGGUUAUCAUCGUGACUCUUCCAACUUUCCUGGCAUAUCCCCAUUCGUCGGAGAGAUGCGACGCCGCAUGUGGGCUACGCUUCUACAGGGUGACAUACUCAUUUCAACCCAAAUGGGAAUGCCACGCCUCAUCAAGGAAUGGCAGUGUGACGUGUCAAAGCCUCGAAACUUGAAUGAUACAGAAUUUGAUGAGGACACGGAAGUGCUCCCUCCAAGUAGGCCCGACACCGAGAUGACCACUUCAUUACAUAUUAUCGCUAGGAGAGAAGUGUUCAGGGCUGUGGGUGUGGCGAUUGAUUUAACAGCUGCGGUGGUACCUAUACCGUACAGUGAAGUCAUGAAAGUUGAUCGCAUUCUGCAAACUGCGAAAGAGAACAUCCCACCCCCCUUGAAGAUGAAGCCUCUUCAUUUAUCAGUAACUGACGCUCCGCAAGUCAUCAUGCAUCGACUCUUUAUUUCCACCAUGUUCCAUAAGGGCACGAUUAUACUGCACAGGAAAUAUCUGAAUGCGCGCAAUGCUGAAGGCGACGAUGUGUCCUUUGUUUACUCUCGUAAUGCUUGUCUCGAUGCCUCUUUACAACUUGUAGAUAUGCAGCAAAUAUUUGAUGAAGAAACUCGACCAGGCGGCCUCUUACACAGCAUACGAUGGAGAGUAUCCUCUUUCCUACAUCACGAAUUUCUAACAGCGACUAUGAUCCUAUGCUGGAUACUCCACCAUGGCGUCGAGAGGCUAUGGCCAGAUAACGCCGCAAGUACUGAAGAUCAGAUAAAGAUGGCUCUUAAAAGGGCUCAUGAUAUAUGGUCUAGGUUAAGUAGCUCUUCUCGUGAUGCUCGCAAAGCCUCUGAAAUUCUUACACUUCUGUUUAAAAAAGAACUGGGCCAAGUUUCAUCACCUCCUAGUCCGCAGUCCUCGUCUUUAGACUUCACAGGCACCAUGGAUCUUGAUAAUAUCAACCCUUUCAACAUCAUGGGCUACUUUCGGGAAGAGAGCUUCACGUCAGGUGCCACAGAAUUGUACGAACCAUACCAGAUGGGUCAGAUUCCCAUUUGGAAUAUAAAUUUCAACGAGCCAUGGGAUCCUCCCGAGCAAUCUAUUCCUGGUGAACUAAAAUUACUUCCCUAAGUACCUACACUAUGAGAACAGUAAAGGAAUUCUGAACCCCACGAGCCCCAGUUCCUCACUUAGGUUAGCACGGAGUUUCUCUAUGCGGCGUUGUCAGGGAUUGGUUACACUAAUCCGGGGUCUCACGAGGACUUCUUCACCCUUGUCUAUAUCU
This is a messenger RNA of Xylaria bambusicola, 2632 nucleotides long. RefSeq lists its product as uncharacterized. The transcript is spliced from 5 exons. Gene Ontology annotation, cellular component: nucleus. Gene Ontology annotation, molecular function: zinc ion binding; DNA binding; DNA-binding transcription factor activity, RNA polymerase II-specific. NCBI's taxonomy places the organism in Eukaryota, Fungi, Ascomycota, Sordariomycetes, Xylariales, Xylariaceae. Bases 337 to 2478 code for a protein of 713 amino acids. Gene Ontology annotation, biological process: regulation of DNA-templated transcription; DNA-templated transcription. The record is from RefSeq and is a predicted model, not a curated record.